Molecule: messenger RNA, 1284 nt
Organism: Rosa chinensis
Lineage: Eukaryota; Viridiplantae; Streptophyta; Magnoliopsida; Rosales; Rosaceae
Exons: 5
Coding region: 32-1225 (397 amino acids)
Molecular function (GO): zinc ion binding
Source: RefSeq, a predicted model, not a curated record
UAACUUUACCAAACUUUUCCCUGGAAAAGUGAUGAAGGACCAGAUGUGGAAGUGUGCCAAGUCCACUACUAUGCCUUACUAUCUUAAUGACAUGGAGGAGAUGAAAGCCCUUGAUGAGGAUGCUUACAAUUGGAUGACAGAGGAUGAGAAGCCUCCUAAACAUUGGUGUAGGGCAUUCUUCAACACAACCAGUAACUGUGACAUUAUGGACAACAAUCUAUGUGAGAGUUUCAACUCAUGGAUUGUGGAAGCUAGAAAGAAGCCACCAGUCACCAUGUUUGAAGAAAUAAGAUUGAAGCUUAUGAAGAGGAUUCAGGUGAGAAGGGCAAAAAUGGAGGCUUAUGAAGGAAAUAUCUGCCCCAAGCCAAGGCAGGUGUUGGAGAAGAGUAAGGCGAAGGCUGCAACCGAUUGCACUCCUACAUUCAAUGGUGGGGAUGAAGCUGAGGUUGAGAAUAUAGAAGGAAACAAGAAUGUUGUGAAUCUAAGGUUGAGGACAUGCAGCUGCAGGAGGUGGGAUUUGACUGGAAUCCCAUGCAAGCAUGCAGUUUCAGCCAUAAACUUUCUUAGGCAAGACCCCGAUGAGUAUGUUGCUGAUUGUUAUUUCAAGAAGAGGUAUAUGGCAAUCUACAGCAAUUUCAUCAAGGCUGUUAACAGCAUGGACUUGUGGGGAAGAUGUGAAGAUCCACCAAUCUUACCUCCAACAUAUUCAAGGCAGCCGGGUAGGCCUAAGACACAAAGGAUUAAGGAUUUCUCUGAAAAGCUUCAAACAGCUGAGGGUAAACUUGGAAGGCAGCAGAGAUCCCUUAAGUGUGGGAAUUGUCACCAAGUAGGCCAUAAUGUUAAAACUUGUCAAAGGCAUUUGCCGCCGAAGGAAAACAAGAAGAGAAAGGUCAGCAAUGAAGAAGGUCAAGGUUCUGAUCAGGCCAAGAGAGGGAAGAAAGGUUCUAUGUCUGCAAAUGAAUUGAGGAAGAAAGCAAGGGAGAGAGCAGAGUAUCAAAGAAGAAAGUUUGCUGCUGCCAAAGCUGCAAAGCUGGCAGCAAAUAGGUCUGCCCCAUCCACAUCAAGGCCUGCACAAUCUACAACCACACCUACAAGCUCCAGGCCAGCCCAAGUUGCAUCUGCCCCAACCAGACCUACGCGUUCAAGGCCUCCACAACCUUCAACAUCAUCAAGCAAGCAGGCUGCAACUUCAAGAAGGACAUCUCAAAGGAUCAGAGAAAGAUGAAUCGAGGAGAAAUACAAGCUGGGUGUUUGUUGUUGAUGAAUAUUUGAGGGUCUGUAGUG